AUGCCCUCAUGCCCUCAUGCCCUCAUGCCCUCAUGCCCUCAUGCCCUCAUGCCUUCAUGCCCUCAUGCCCUCAUGCCCUCAUGCCCUCAUGCCGUCAUGCCCUCAUGCACUCAUGCCCUCAUGCCCUCACGCCCUCAUGCCCUCAUGCCCUCAUGCCCUCAUGCCCUCAUGCUCUCAUGCCCUCAUGCCCUCAUGCCCUCAUGCCCUAGUGCCCUCAUGCCCUCAUGCCCUCAUGCCCUCAUGCCCUCAUGCCCUCAUGCCCUCAUGCCCUCAUGCCCUCACGCCCUCACGCCCUCAUGCCCUCAUGCCCUCAUGCACUCAUGCCCUUUUGCCCUCAUGCCCUCAUGCCCUCAUGCCCUCAUGCCCUCAUGCCUUCAUGCCCUCAUGCCCUCAUGCCCUCAUGCCCUCAUGCCCUCACGCCCUCAUGCCCUCAUGCCCUCAUGCACUCAUGCCCUCAUGCCCUCACGCCCUCAUGCCCUCAUGCCCUCAUGCCCUCAUGCCCUCAUGCCCUCAUGCUCUCAUGCCCUCAUGCCCUCAUGCCCUCAUGCCCUAGUGCCCUCAUGUCCUCAUGCCCUCAUGCCCUCAUGCCCUCAUGCCCUCAUGCCCUCAUGCCCUCACGCCCUCACGCCCUCAUGCCCUCAUGCCCUCAUGCACUCAUGCCCUCAUGCCCUCACGCCCUCAUGCCCUCAGGCCCUCGUGCCCUCAUGCCGUCAUGACCUCAUGCCCUCACGCCCUCAUGCCCUCAUGCCCUCAUGCCCUCAUGCCCUCAUGCCCUCAUGCCCUCAUGCCGUCAUGCCCUCAUGCCCUCAGACCCUCAUGCCCUUUUGCCCUCAUGCCCUCAUGCCCUCAUGCCCUCAUGCUCUCAUGCCCUCAUGCCCUCAUGCCCUCAUGCCCUCAUGCCCUCAUGCCCUCAUGCCCUCAUGCCCUCAUGCCCUCACGCCCUCAUGCCCUCAUGCCCUUAUGCCCUCAUGCCCUCAUGCCCUCAUGCUCUCAUGCCCUCAUGCACUCAUGCCCUCAUGCCCUAGUGCCCUCAUGCCCUCAUGCACUCAUGCCCUCAUGCCCUCAUGCCUUCAUGCCCUCAUGCACUCAUGCCCUCAUGCCCUCAUGCCCUCAUGCCCUCAUGCCCUCAUGCACUCAUGCCCUCAUGCCCUCACGCCCUCAUGCCCUCAUGCCCUCAUGCCCUCACGCCCUCAUGCCCUCAUGCCCUCAUGCCCUCAUGCCCUCAUGCCCUCAUGCCCUAGUGCCCUCAUGCCCUCAUGCCCUCAUGCCCUCAUGCCCUCAUGCCCUCAUGCCCUCAUGCACUCAUGCCCUCAUGCCCUCACGCCCUCAUGCCCUCAUGCCCUCAUGCCCUCACGCCCUCAUGCCCUCAUGCCCUCAUGCCCUCAUGCCCUCAUGCCCUCAUGCCCUAGUGCCCUCAUGCCCUCAUGCCCUCAUGCCCUCAUGCCCUCAUGCCCUCAUGCCCUCAUGCCCUCAUGCCCUCAUGCCCUCAUGCACUCAUGCCCUCAUGCCCUCACGCCCUCAUGCCCUCAUGCCCUCAUGCCCUCAUGCCCUCAUGCUCUCAUGCCCUCAUGCCCUCAUGCCCUCAUGCCCUAG
Closterium sp. Yama58-4 is the source of this 1593-nucleotide messenger RNA. NCBI's taxonomy places the organism in Eukaryota, Viridiplantae, Streptophyta, Zygnematophyceae, Desmidiales, Closteriaceae. The record is from the annotation of a GenBank genome assembly.